AUGGCGUACUUGCUGACCUUUGGCGUAAUUGGUGCAUUGGUCCUGGCCAGCUUAAUGCUCUAUCGAUAUGGCAACAUUCCACGUCAACACAUCCUAGUCACACUGUCCGUGCUGACAGCCUGGUGUUUCUCCUUUCUGAUAGUGUUCACCAUACCUUUGGAUGUAACAUCGACUUUGUAUCGACAGUGCGUGGAAAAACAUAAACCAGUUCCAGAAUCAGAAUUGGGCAACAGGGACAAUGGAAGCAUUAUAGCUACAAUUACCACCCCCAUGACCAACAAUGUUCACCCAGUAGAAUGCCAGGAAGCCUGGGGAAUGGUGCCUGCAUACGUAUUUCCCAAUUUAUGGCGCAUCAUCUAUUGGAGUUCGCAGUUUCUCACGUGGCUAAUUAUGCCGAUGAUGCAAUCGUAUCUCAAGGCUGGCGAUUUCACAAUAAAAGGCAAACUCAAAUCGGCGUUGAUCGAGAAUGCAAUCUACUAUGGCUCCUAUUUGUUCAUAUGUGGCGUGUUGCUCAUUUACAUUGCUGUGAAAGGCGUAUCGCUGGAUUGGCAAAAGCUGAAAGCGAUUGCUUCGUCGGCAUCUAAUACAUGGGGCCUUUUUUUACUCAUCAUACUGCUAGGCUAUGCUCUGGUCGAAGUGCCCCGUUCACUGUGGAACAAUGCCAAACCGGGAUUUACGCUACAAUACGCAUAUUUUAAGGCUGCGAAGCUCAGCACGGAUAAGGCCGAGGCGGAGGAGCAUGUCGAUGAUGUGUUAGAGUCGCUGCAGUGCAUCAGUCGGGCUGUGCCUAAUAAUCAUGAGCUACGUCCGUGCGUCGAGACAAUAAUGCGAAAAGUACCAAUCGAGCUACAAGAAAGAGCCACUCGUAAUUUUGCCCGCAGCGGAGGCAACGGCAUGGCCGGCACCACCUCCACCAUUGUGCCCUCUGAGAAGGCACUUGUGCGCAUACACAAACAGGUAAUCAAGUCACUGCAAACAUUGCAACGAACUGAGGCAUUGUGGAGCGUACAGGUGAAUACGGUCCUCCAUCUGGAGGAUGUCGCUCGCAACGUACACUCUGCUGAACGUCGAUUCAAAACGGAGUUCCCACGGCAACGUACGCAAUUGGAAAGAAUCUGCUAUAGCGCCACAAUACAAUGGUACUGGGAGUGCCUCUUGAAAGCGCCGUUCUUUAAGGCGUUGUGCGUGGUGACUGCCACAAUGUCUGCAAUGGUCGUGUGGAGCGAACUGACCUUCUUUUGUCGCCGCCCCGUGUUGUCUAUAUUCGCGAAUGUCAUUAACGUGGCCAACUCAAACAAUGACUUCUUCACCAUUGAACUGUUCUCUAUGAUCGUGCUGUGCUAUUUCUUCUACUGCACCUAUUCCACCAUUCUGCGCAUACGGUUUCUGAACUUAUAUUAUCUGGCACCGCAUCAUCAGACGAAUGAACACAGCUUGAUAUUCAGUGGAAUGCUGCUCUGUCGAUUAACCCCGCCCAUGUGUCUUAACUUCUUGGGACUCAUUCACAUGGACUCGCACAUAAUACAGAAGCGCAUUAUGGAGACUUAUUACACACAGAUAAUGGGUCAUAUGGAUGUCAUCGGUAUCAUUUCCAAUGGCUUCAACAUUUAUUUUCCCAUGUGCAUGUUGGCAUUUUGCUUGGCCACCUGGUUUAGUCUGGGCAGUCGGGCACUCAACGCAUUGGGCUUUCAACAGUUCUUGCAACACGAAACGAUUGCAACGGAACUGGUGCAGGAGGGCAAAGAUUUAAUAGCGCGCGAAAAGCGCCGCCGACAACGUGCCGAGGAGGCAAUCGCUAGGCGGCGCGAUUUCACGCGACCCGAUGCGCUGCCCAACCAUGAUUAUAUUGGUAAAUAUCGUGCCGGAGCGGGCGGUGGUGGGCUAAGCAGUGGCGGCGUUACUGGCUCAUUUGCCAGCACUCGCACGCCGGCUGAUGGUUUGCUACGAGAUGGAGAUGUCGGCUAUGACUACGCUGCUGUGGCCUCCUCGUCGGCCCUGGGUGUACCACGCUCGUUGUCGGAAGAAAUCAAUGAACGCUUCGGUGUCAGCACUCAAAUGCAAGUCGGUUUCCGAGGCGCCAAUGAGCCGGACGAUGAAGAGAACGAACGUCGCAUAGUUGGGCCGCCGCCACGGGGUCUUUUCGAUGAUGUGUAGAAGGCUCGAAAUUUACAUUCUA
Molecule: messenger RNA, 2176 nt
Organism: Drosophila hydei
Lineage: Eukaryota; Metazoa; Arthropoda; Insecta; Diptera; Drosophilidae
Product: LMBR1 domain-containing protein 2 homolog
Exons: 3
Coding region: 1-2154 (717 amino acids)
Cellular component (GO): membrane
Source: RefSeq, a predicted model, not a curated record